ACUCCUCAUUUCUGCUGCUUGCUCGCUUUGUCCUGUUGCUCAUCCGAACUUAGAAAGUCUUCUCCCGCUUCGAACUCUUUGAAGUAGCCUAUAGUCCACGAAUCUCAAAGAUGGCUGGCAGAGGAACAGUGAAGCCCCAAAGUGGAUUCAAUGCUAACAGCGAUGCUGAGGUUCUCUAUAAGGCCAUGAAAGGACUUGGCACGGAUGAGGAUUCUAUUCUCCAGCUUCUCACCAAACGCAGUAAUGGCCAACGUCAAGAAAUCAAAGCUGCGUACAAAACCCUGCAUGGAAAGGAUUUGGUGAAUGAUUUAAAGUCAGAGCUGGGAGGGAAGUUUGAGGAUCUUAUAGUUGCUCUGAUGACUCCUCCCAUCAUCUAUGAGGUCACAUGUCUGAGAAAUGCCAUCAAGGGAGCAGGCACAGAUGAGAAAGUGCUGAUUGAGAUCUUGGCAUCUCGCUCUCCUAAUGAAGUCAAUGAGAUCAAAAGUUCAUACAAGCGAGAGCAUGAUAAGGACCUGGAGGAGGAUGUGACUGGUGAUACCGGGGGACAUUUCGAAAGAAUGCUUGUUGUUUUGCUACAGGCCAGUAGACAGCAAGGAAUUCAAGAGAGCCUUAUCCAAAGUGAUGCUCAGGCUCUGUUUGCUGCGGGAGAACAGAAGUAUGGAACUGAUGAAGGCCAGUUCAUCACUAUACUGGGAAACCGUAGUAAUGCUCACCUCAGGAGAGUGUUUGAGGAGUAUAGAAAGCUGUCAGGGUUUGAGAUUGAGGAAAGCAUCCAGAGAGAGACCUCAGGAAGCCUCCAAGAAAUACUGCUGGCUGUGGUGAAGUGUGCCCGCAGUGUACCAGGUUAUUUUGCUGACAGCCUUUACGCUGCCAUGAAGGGGGCAGGCACUGACGAUCAGACACUGAUCAGGAUCAUGGUGACACGCAGCGAGGUGGACUUGCUGGACAUUCGUGCUGAAUUCCGCAAGCGUUUUGCAACCUCCCUGCACAAAAUGAUUCAGAGUGACACUUCAGGAGACUACCGUAAAACCCUGCUGCUGCUGUGUGGCGGUGAUGAUGCAUAAACCAUGUCUUCCUCUCUGCCCAGCUCUGAUCCCAGGAUUUCGCUCUCAUCUGUGGGUCAGUGGGAUGAGGAACCAGUCCACCUCUAUACCCGACUGAGUAUAAAUGACAAAAACAUAACAUUUCACAUCAGUAGAAGGAUCUCUUGACUCACUGUGAAGAUGCACUGCAUAGCACAGAUUUACUUAAUUCAAGUAAGCAAUAAGCGAAUUUUGUCUUUCACAUUUCACAUGAUGUGUAAUAGAUUAAGAGUGAAAUCUGUAAACUACACAAGUAACAUUCACUUUAUGCUACAAGUUUGAAAGAUAAUAACUUUUUUUCGGCUUGACCUAUGAAAUCUAUUACUGAAAAAAAAAGAUGAAUUUGGCCUUAUGAAGUUUAUGAACCUCUAUUAACUCAGCGCUUGAUAAAGAAAAGCAAAGACUCCUUGUACUUGAUGAAGCAAUGUUUUAUAUGUAUUCAGCUAUUUUUCACUUAUUUAUUGUUUGUAUGCUCACUAACUGCAAAGCAUAACAAUAUUACAAUCAAAAAUAUAAUUAGCUUCUGUUUAUUUCACUGUAUCUUUAACUGCUUGUAGGUUUUAAUGUGUGUGCUAGUUAAAGGAAUGGUUCACUAUACUUAUAUCAGUGGUUUGGAGAACGAAAUGUCAUUUCAUUGAUUUCCUACUUCAGGUUUAAAACAUGGUGCCAGUCAUUGGCUAUGUAAGCGAUACUCAGUUAAAAGCUGAAUAUAACGGUGCUACUAAAAAAAAAAGGUUUAACAUUUCAUUGAUUUUAUGUUAUCAAUAAACCCUCAUGAAAUAAA
Molecule: messenger RNA, 1866 nt
Organism: Danio rerio (zebrafish)
Lineage: Eukaryota; Metazoa; Chordata; Actinopteri; Cypriniformes; Danionidae
Gene: anxa5b
Product: annexin A5b
Biological process (GO): negative regulation of coagulation
Molecular function (GO): calcium-dependent phospholipid binding; calcium ion binding
Source: RefSeq, marked provisional